Selaginella moellendorffii is the source of this 1633-nucleotide messenger RNA. Its product is annotated as 50S ribosomal protein L18. NCBI's taxonomy places the organism in Eukaryota, Viridiplantae, Streptophyta, Lycopodiopsida, Selaginellales, Selaginellaceae. Gene Ontology annotation, biological process: translation. The transcript is spliced from 2 exons. Gene Ontology annotation, cellular component: ribosome. The record is from RefSeq and is a predicted model, not a curated record. Gene Ontology annotation, molecular function: 5S rRNA binding; structural constituent of ribosome. The coding region runs from base 14 to 484 and encodes 156 amino acids.
AGCUCCAAGAACAAUGCUGUUGUCUCAAGCAUUUCCCUCGAAUCCUCUCUGCCAGGAGCUAUUCCUGCCAAGAACCAAGCACAAGCGAUCGUCGAUGAUCAUCCAAGCCGGGGGAUGGACGGGCAAAUCAUCCGGCGAGCCCGGCAAGAAUCGCAAAUCCUGGAAGCGCGCAACGGAGAAGUACAUGAGGCCCUUCUCGAUCGAUGUCUACAUCUCCGCGCGCUACGUGAACGCCAAGAUCGUCCACCGCGUGACGAGCAAGACGGUGGCCGUGGCGACGACCAACGCCAAGGAUCUGAGAGCUUCGCUGCCAUCGCUCACCAGCGCCAGCGCCUGCGAGGUGAUCGGCAAGCUCAUCGCGGAGAGGGCAAUGGAGGCGGAUGUGUACGCUGUGACGUAUGUGCCCAGGAAGAAUGAGAGGCUGCAAGAGAAGCUUGAGAUCGUGCUCAACACUGUCAAGGAGAAUGGCGUCGCUGUGCUCUGAUCGCAAGUGCCGUUGGAGAUUUGCCCGUGGAUGCCUGGAAUCGAUCGAUCGAUAAGAAGAACAGGAGAUUCCCAGACCGGGCAUCUUGCCAUGUGAUGAUUUGGGGGCAAAGGAGAGAGCCGAUGCUUUCUGGAAAGAAGUGAUGGAUGAUUUUGAGAUUUAUGGAGAGAGAGAAUGGCCAACGAUGUGUUGAUCGUCCUCGUCGCCUGGGGGAUUCUUUUUUGCGAAGACCAAGAAGCGCUCGAUUCCUGCAUGGCAAUGCUGUGAAAAUUUCCCUAGAUUUGAGAGCGAUCCAGGAGUUCUACCUCAGAUAACAGUACCAGUGAUGCCGUGAUCCAAAAAAUCGACGCUCUUGAUCACAAAAUACCUCUCUCCACCUCUCGAUCGAUCCGAUCUAGAUGCUGUAAUAUCGGAAUGGGCAUGUUCUUCCGCCGCUCCCGACACGCUGGAUCUUCUUUUGCUUCAGCAGCCUGGAAAGACGAGGAGAUCCAUCAAGAACGCGAGAAGAUCGAAAGAAGAGAGGGGAGAAUGGUUUACAGCCGAAGCGCCUUGCUGGUGUCGGGAUUAUUGCCGAGAAGCUCCCGGAUGAUCUUCUCGGUGGGGAGCAAGUCCUCGCUGUCCGAUAGAACCCCAAGAACCACGGCGGCCGUCCGCUGGAUGCGAGUAGCAUCCCUCGCCCUGGGAGCGCGCCGCUUCUUGUGGAGGUGGAUCGCGGCGGCCAGGCUCGGCGAAUUCAGAGCGCAUGCAACCGCGGCAAGACGGAGCAGAUUCUCGCAAUUUUCCCUGCGACCGGGCAGCUGUGGAGGCGGAUCCCUGCGAAUGCCGGCGUUGCCGCUGAGGAAGAGCGCCAGUUCUUGAUCCGCCAUCGCCGCCAUCGCCACAAGCUCGCUGGAGAGCUCGAAACAAAACCUCGACAGAAUUUGAAUUUAAAUUUGGGCGGGCUGCCGGCCUGCGGAUGCCAUAGAAUAUGCCUCUCUUUUCCUUCUCGAGCUCGGGCGCGCGGUACGAUGCACAAGACUUUUCGAUCCCGCGCGGUAUAAUGGCGGUAGACGGGCAGUGCCGCACGGUACGAAGCACAAGAGAAGAAGAUGUACUAAGAAGGAACGAUUUUUAAGAGCUCGAUAUCAAACAAAAGAGUCUUGUCUAUGA